AUGUCACUGAAACUCAUUUCGAAAUCUUUCGGAAAUAAUUUUCGGUUUCUCUCGACACGAAACGAUAAUCGAAGAAAAAUUCAAGAAUCAACAUUGGAUCUCGUCGGGAAUACACCGUUAUUAAAGUUGAAAAAGAUCACGAAAGGACUUGAGGCGAUGAUUGCUGUUAAAAUGGAGUAUAUGAAUCCGGCAUGCUCGGUGAAAGAUCGAAUCGCAUUGGCGAUGAUUGAGGAUGCUGAAAAGAAAGGUUUAAUUAAACCGGGGAAAACCGUGCUCGUUGAGCCAACAUCGGGAAAUAUGGGAAUCGCGUUGUCGAUGCUUUGCGCGGCGAGGGGAUACAAAUUGAUCCUCACAAUGCCCUCGUCGAUGUCCGUUGAGAGGAGAGCGCUGAUGAAAGCUUACGGUGCACUUUGCGUUUUGACAAACCCAGCCACAGCUGUGAAAGCUGCCGUCGAACGAGCCUCGGAGUUGAUUCAACAAAUCCCUAACGCACAUAUGCUCAACCAGUACUCAAAUCCAUCCAACCCACUCGCUCACUACCAAACAACUGGACCAGAGAUCUGGGCACAAACCGAAGGAAAAGUGGAUAUCGGAAUUUUCGGCGUCGGAUCAGCUGGAACAUUCACGGGAGUUGGUCGCUUUUUGAAAGAGAAAAACCCGAAUAUACAAAUGUACCCAGUUGAACCAUACGAAUCAUCGGUGAUCAACGGCUUCCAGCACACUCCACACAAGAUUCAAGGAAUCGGUGUCGCUUUUAUUCCUGACAAUCUUGAUCAAAGCCUUUUCACUGAGGCACUUCGAGUGCACUCUGAUGAUGCAAUCGCGAUGGCUAAACGUUUAGCGAAAGAGGAAGGCAUUCUUGGUGGCAUCUCGUCUGGAGCAAAUCUUGUCGCUGCUAUUCGGUUAGCUCAACGACCGGAAAACAAAGGGAAAUUGAUUGUGACCGCCGUGAACAGCUUUGGCGAGAGAUAUUUAUCAACGGCUUUGUAUCAAGAUAUUCAAGUGGAGGCGCAAAAAAUGGGUGAAACGAGUAUUGAUGAAGAUUUGAAAAAUAUCGAGAAAUGGUUGAGGGAA
Molecule: messenger RNA, 1074 nt
Organism: Mesorhabditis belari
Lineage: Eukaryota; Metazoa; Nematoda; Chromadorea; Rhabditida; Rhabditidae
Source: the annotation of a GenBank genome assembly